GGGGGGGAGACUGUCUGGAUCUGGGCGGAGGAGAGGGCAGGGGAUUGAGGCACCCUCUGGGUGUCCCCGCCCGCUCCCGCUCUCCGGCGCCCUUCACCAUGGACUUGCGCAGAGUUGGGACGGACCACUGCAGCCACCGACAGACGGCUGUCGGGCCCCGGGACUCGGCAGGUACGCGCGAGUGGAUGGAGAGGUAGGAUGGCCGCGCAACGCGAUCUUCGCCGUCCCCACGCAGCGGUCCCCGGGCGGUGCCGCUGACUCUGCGAGCACACAGGGGUGUGGGCGGAGGCCGCCCAGCCGCUCCCGCGCCUUCGCCAGUCGCUUCGGCUCUUACACCCACUCGCACCUGCCGCUGCGCGGAUACCAUGUCGAAGGCGGCUGGAGGCGCGGCGCCGGCGGCGGAAAGUUGUCCCUCGGCUCCGGCCAGCGUGUCCGCAGCCACGGUCGUGGAGGAUCUGUCUAAAGUGACGGACGAAGAGCUGCUUCAGUGGAGCAAGGAGGAGCUGAUCCGCAGCCUGAGGCGCGCGGAGGCCGAGAAGGUGAGCGCGAUGCUGGACCACAGCAACCUCAUUCGUGAGGUCAACCGCCGCCUGCAGCUGCAUCUAGGCGAGAUCCGAGGGCUCAAGGAUAUUAACCAGAAACUCCAGGAAGACAAUCAGGAACUAAGGGACCUGUGCUGCUUCCUGGAUGAUGACCGGCAGAAAGGCAAAAGAGUGUCCCGAGAGUGGCAGAGAUUGGGUCGCUACACAGCUGGAGUGAUGCACAAAGAAGUGGCCUUAUACUUGCAGAAGCUGAAGGAGCUAGAGACGAAGCAGGAAGAAGUGGUGAAGGAGAACAUGGAGCUCAAGGAGCUCUGCGUGCUGCUGGAUGAGGAGAAGGGGGCAGGAUGUGCCGGCAGCCGCUGCUCCAUCGACAGCCAGGCUAGCUUGUGCCAGCUGGCUGCCUCCGCUGCACCCUAUGUGCGGGAUGUGGGUGAUGGCAGCAGCACUUCCAGUACAGGCAGCACUGACAGUCCAGACCACCACAAACACCAUGCCAGUGGGGGCAGUCCUGAGCAUCUACAGAAACCCCGGAGCGAGGGCAGCCCAGAGCACACCAAACAUAGGAGCACCAGCCCUGAACAUCUACACAAACCCAGGGCUUCCGGGACCGCAGAUCACCCCAAAACACUGAAAGGACCCAGCCCUGAGCACCACAAGCCCUUGUGCAAGGGCAGCCCAGAGCAACAGAGGCACCCUCAUCCAGGGAGCAGCCCAGAAAUGCUGCCUAAGCACGUGUUGAGUGGGAGCCCUGAGCAUUUCCAGAAGCACAGGCCAGGGGGCAGCCCAGAACAUGCCAGGCACAGUGGAGGGAGCCCUGAGCAUCUUCAGAAACAUGCCCUUAGUGGGAGCCUGGAGCACCUCCCCAGACCCAGGGGAACAAGCCCAGAGCAUCUUAAACAGCAUUAUGGAGGCAGCCCUGAUCACAAACAUGUAGGUGGUGGUGGAGGCAGCGGCGCGGGCAGCAGGGAGGGCACCCUCCGGCGGCAGGCUCAAGAGGACUCAUCACCCCAUCACCGGAAUGUCUACAGUGGCAUGAACGAAUCAACCUUGUCCUAUGUUAGGCAGCUGGAGGCCAGAGUCAGACAGCUGGAAGAAGAAAAUCGCAUGCUGCCCCAGGCCACCCAGAAUAGAAGUCAACCUCCAACUAGAAACAGCUCAAAUAUGGAGAAAGGCUGGGGGCCCAGAGCCCGGCGGGUCUUGCAGUGGUGGCAAGGGUGCCGAGGAAUAGGACGAUGCCUGCCCUCUUUCCCGGGUUCUUUUAGGUUGUCAUCAGGGGCUGAUGGGAACAACAGUUCCCCCAACUCUCCAGCUAGCUUCAGUGGACAUAACACACCUUCUCAGCAGCCUGAGCCCGUGGUACAUUCUCUUAAGGUCUUGGAUGUUCAGGAAACUAUAGAUCGUCAACAGGGUAAAGAGUAUGACCAUGACCUUAGUGAGACAGAAAAAGCUAUAGUCAGAGAAAUGUGCAAUGUUGUGUGGAGGAAACUUGGAGAUGCUGCAGGCUCAUGUCCUGGAAUUAGGCAACAUUUGUCAGGAAACCAGUACAAAGGACCUAUGUGAGCAGCAGCACUCCUGCUCACAGAGAGAUUACAUGAGAUCACCACUACUGGAGAAAGAAAGAAAAGAAGAAAAAGGAAAAAAGUUGAUUUCUACAAAAAUGGGACUCAUGGCAUCACAUGGAGUGAUUGUACAUUGCACAUAUCUC
This is a messenger RNA of Acomys russatus (golden spiny mouse), 2247 nucleotides long. It is a transcript of the gene Ccdc85a, whose product is annotated as coiled-coil domain containing 85A. Bases 366 to 2102 code for a protein of 578 amino acids. The transcript is spliced from 7 exons. Lineage: Eukaryota; Metazoa; Chordata; Mammalia; Rodentia; Muridae. Gene Ontology annotation, biological process: negative regulation of DNA-templated transcription. The record is from RefSeq and is a predicted model, not a curated record. Gene Ontology annotation, cellular component: nucleus.